This is a messenger RNA of Triticum turgidum subsp. durum (durum wheat), 2700 nucleotides long. NCBI's taxonomy places the organism in Eukaryota, Viridiplantae, Streptophyta, Magnoliopsida, Poales, Poaceae. The record is from the annotation of a GenBank genome assembly.
AUGAUCGUGCGCACCUACGGCCGCAGAUCCCGCACCUUCUCCGACGGCGCCGCCGGCGCCGCCGCCGGCGGAGGCGGAGGGGACCGCGGGCUCUCGUCCUCGCAGGACGCGUUCGACUUCGACGGCGGGGAUGGGGACGACGAGCUCGCGGCGCUGGGCUCGUCCGCGUCGCAGCCCUUCCCGCCGUCGCAGGAGUCCUCCUCGAUGUGGGACUUCGACGAGGACCCGCCCACGCAGCCGCCGCCGCCCCGGCUAGAGGGGCCGCGCCGGAAGGGGCGACGCGGGAGGCACGCCGAGCCCGAGCCCGAGGCGGCCACCGCCACGCUCAUGGAGGCCGAGGAGUACGGGGAGAUGAUGGAGAGCGUCGACGAGGUCAAUUUCGCGCUCGACGGGCUGCGCCCCACCGCGCCCAGGCGGGUGCGCCGGGCAAGCCUGCUCGCGCUGCUCGGGAUCUGCGCGUCCGCCGCGCGCCGCCGCGUCCUCCGGGCUCAGGGACUGGUAAAGCAAAUUAUAGAUAAUGUUUUGGCUCUGAACAUUGAUGAUCCUUCCUGUGGUGUUGCGGCGGCAGCUCUUUUAUUUGUUUUGGCAAGUGAUGUACAAGAGAAUCAUGUGCUAAAUUCAGAAUCGUGUAUUCGGUUUCUUCUUAAAUUAUUAAAUCCUCCAAUGGACGCAAAUGAUGUCAAAGCACCAUCUAUAGGUUCCAAACUCCUUGGAAUCAGUAAAGUUCAAAUGUUUAAUGGCUCAAAUAAGGAUUCUGAUUCCAGCUCAGAUGAUAUCAUAUCAAAAGUCGAAGAAAUCCUCUUAAGCUGUAAAGAAAUCAAGCCACUUGACAGGGAUGGCAAGAGAGCAUCAAGGCCAGAAUUAUGUUCAAAAUGGCUUGCUUUGUUGACAAUGGAAAAGGCAUGCUUGUCAGCUGUCGCAUUAGAGGAGACUUCUGACAUGGUGACCAGAGUUGGAGGGGAUUUCAAAGAAACAUUAAGGGCAUUGGGUGGUCUUGAUAAUAUUUUUGAUGUUAUGGUUGAUUGUCAUUCCUCACUGGAGGGAAUUGUAAAGGAUACCUCCACUCUGUCCUUGGACAUAAAGGAAGGAACAUCUUUGCAAAGUGCUGCACUCCUCCUGAAAUGUUUGAAAAUUUUAGAGAAUGCCACAUUCUUAAGUGAUCAGAACAAGACCCAUUUGCUCAGCAUGAGUAGAAAAUUGAGUCCCAGAGGCUCUACAGUUUCUCUUGUUGGUGUCAUUAUCAAUAUUGUUGAAUUAUUAUCAGUACUGUCUCUCCUUCAGAGUUCUUCCACUGUUUCCAGCAGUACAGAUAAAAAAUCUUCCAAAGGUUGUAAAGGGGGCUGCUCUGCAGACAUCAAGGGUGCAACUACAUUGAAUGGUCAUGGCAAGGGCAAGAACUCAAAGAAAAAUAAGCUUUCGCUGAACCAAAAAUGCCAAAAUUGCUCAUCUUCCAAAUUAGAUGCUUCUCAUAUUAGUAUAUCUUCUACUAGUGAUGUUGGCCUAUCACAAAUGACACUUGAUUGUUCCCAGUCUACUUCAAGCAACAGGGCAUCAAGUGGUUCAUUAGGUGAGAGGCACAGCAAUGGUCUUGGUCUUGGUCUGAAGCUUAAUAUAAGAAAGGAACGUGGUAAAGCCAACCCAAUUAGAGGCUCAAGUGGAUGGGUUUCUAUAACAGCACAUAGUUCUGAUGGAACGUCCAGAGAAAUGGCAAAACGACGACGUCUGUCUGAAAACGGCAACAGUGAUUUGAGAAGUGGCAGUGGUAGUGAUCCUUUUGCAUUUGAUGAUGUUGAUCAGGAGCCUGAACUAUUUGGUCAAAAAAAGAGAUCAACACAUGGCUGUCAAGCAAAAUCAGCGAAUGAGAAAUUGUCGGACGAUCGUGGGAUUGCUGUGAUUGGAAGUCAGGAAUCAUAUCAACCUGAAGAUAAUAAUCAUCAUCUGGGUGCAACAUCCCAUUCUAAUGUUGACGAUGAUUCCAAUCUUUUGGAAGACUGCCUUUUGGCAUCAAUUAAGGUUCUUAUGAACUUAGCAAAUGACAACCCAUCUGGUUGUGAACAUAUUGCAUCAUGUGGUGGACUUAACACAAUGGCCUCCUUGAUCAUCAAGCAUUUCCCUUCAUUUGAUUUCUCCGUGGACACUGGCCGAGAUGUCGAUCUUUUACAAGACCUCACCGAUUCCGAGGACAGCAAAGCAUGCCAAGUGAAAGCUAAGCAACUGCGAGAUCAUGAGCUUGAUUUUCUGGUUGCCAUAUUGGGCUUGCUUGUCAAUCUCGUGGAAAAAGAUAGCCUUAAUAGGGUACGGCUUGCAUCUGCUCGUGUUUCUGUGGAUCUGUCUAAGAAUGCGCAGAGUGAAAAGGCACAGAGGGAUGUUAUACCACUCCUCUGUUCAAUCUUCUUAGCAAGUAAAGGUUCUGGGGAAGCUUCUGCAACUAUAUCACCGGAUGAUGAAGAGUCAAUGUUGCAAGGAGCACGGGAAGCUGAAAUGAUGAUCGUGGAGGCCUAUGCUGCCCUCGUGCUUGGCUUUCUUUCGAUAGAAAGCAUGAAGGUUCGAGGAGCGAUUUCCAGCUGCCUUCCAAAUAACAACUUGAAAGUUCUUGUGCCCGUGCUAGAGAAAUUUGUGGCGUUUCAUCUGCAGCUUAAUAUGAUGACAGACGAAACACACUCAUCUGUUACAGAAGUUAUCGAAAAAUGCAAACUAUGA